GGCGUGUCGUCAAGAUCACCGCUCGGCGCGUGGUUUGCUGUUAAGGCGGCUGGCUCCGUUAACAAACAACAACCAAAUCUUUUGCGCUUGCAAACGUUUAUUAAUCAUCUCUUUAAAUUACGUUCCACUUUGCGAAGAGGCAUGUCUCAGCAGGGAGCCGCGUUGCAGAACUACAACAACGAGCUCGUGAAAUGCCUGGAGGAGCUGUGCGCACGGCGCGAUGUGGCGGCACGCGAGGUGGCCGAGGCAGAGCGCGAGAAGACAGAGCUGGAGAGGGAGCUGCGCUCCAUCUCUGAGCGUCUUGCUCGCACAAAUGAAACGCUCGCUGCCCGUACACAUACACGCAACCAGUAUGAGCGCACUAUCGCACAGACCCAAGCUGCGUACACCAAGAUUCUGGAGAGCUCACAAACGCUGCUCACAGUGCUCAAGCAAGAGACGGGUGGCCUGGGCCGCCUGACAGAGCACACGGGCAGCCCCCGCACAGACUGUUGACAUGACACAACAACAGCCCCAUUUGCCACUAAGUGGCAGUAACAUCACCACCACACUGAUGUGUCAGGCUAAACAUUACACGCAUACACCUAUGCAUACGGGCUAUGGGUUUCUCUAGGAAUGUGUAUGUGCUCUUGAGUGUAUUUUAUUUUUCGGAUUGGCGUUGGGAGUGUGCAUGAGUGUGGAUGAUAGUGAGCAUGUGUGGGAUUAAACGAGUUAGAAUGUGUGUAUCUGAAGACUGUAUAAUUGUGUGCGUGUGCGGUUUAAUAAGUGUGAAUUUGUGAAUUGUUGUGUUCAUUACUUUGCUGUGUUACAUGACCUGCAUUGCGGGUUCAAUUCCUGGCACAACGCAGGAGUUAUCUCAAAUCUGAUCACUAGGGUUGCCUUGGUAUUGCAAUACUACGAUAUGCGUAUGCUACAAUAUCCACAAUCUUAUCGUCCGUUUUGCAAAAUAUAUUUCGUGUUUAUCUUUCCUCAUUUUUCUAAAUAUUGUAUUUCCUCACAAUUAUAUAACAAUCCCAAUGAUUAAAGUUGUAAAAAAAACCUAGAAAAUAUUUUCAUUGAUAAAUAUCCAGAGUAAUAGAUGGCAUGGCGAUUAUAUGAUGUAAUUUCCAUACUUUAUUUAAUUAAUUUCAUUGUUUUUCGUGUGACAAUAUUUGUUAUAAUUAUAGUAGCUCGUAAUGAUUAGAACAAUUAUGGCAGGCUUAUGUUGAGUGAACUGCAGUUAAAGUAAUCUUCAUAUUUCUAGAACAGCAAAGUGCAAAAACAAUACAAAUGUGAAAUACAAUUGCAGCACUAAGAUAUGGGAAACUGGUACCGCAAUAUUCGUAAUUUUUUUAUUUCGUAUUUUGACAUGUACCGUGAAAAAUAUGGCAACCCUAUUAAAUAUUCCAAGCGGUCAACACCAACAAGUACAAGAGACAAAAGAGUAGAGGGGGAAUGUGGCGUCUCCACCGUGUAUUUUGGUAUGCCACCCUUAAUAUGUACUUGUUUUUAACAGUAGCUGACGACCUGUCGAGGUUUACAGGAGGAACCCUGCUUAUAGGUGUGUUGUGUGUGAUGCUGUCGGGACUAUUUAGAACAUUUUAAAUCCAACACGUGAUUUUAAUAACUUCUGUAUUUAGCUGUUUGACAUACAUUUUUCAAAGUUAAAAUCCGAUAUGAAUGUACAUUGUAAUAAAGUCUUAUAUUUGUA
Lethenteron reissneri (Far Eastern brook lamprey) is the source of this 1690-nucleotide messenger RNA. RefSeq names its product SS nuclear autoantigen 1 (gene SSNA1). NCBI's taxonomy places the organism in Eukaryota, Metazoa, Chordata, Hyperoartia, Petromyzontiformes, Petromyzontidae. Gene Ontology annotation, cellular component: axon; centrosome; ciliary basal body. The record is from RefSeq and is a predicted model, not a curated record. Gene Ontology annotation, biological process: axon extension.